AACUACUCUGGUAAGGUUAUUUGAUGUCGAAAGUCUCACUCCCUCUACUCUUUCUCCGCAUAGAAACCAAGUAGUUAUGCAAGUCAUGGUUAGGUCCCAGUGUUAAACAGGUGUGUCCCAUGGCAACCACUGUCUGGCUUUAGUCUUGACUCAAACACACAAGUGUACAUAGUCUCUGUGACUCCAAAUGCCAAGAUUUCAGCAUAGCAGUUCUGUGGUUGAUCAGAUGACAAGACUCAAACUCAAACUGCUGGAGAAGGUAGAAACUGGAAAACGAAAAGCAUAAUAUGGACUACAGAGCAGAGUCUGCCCAGUCUGCAAGGAGUUAUGAUGGACAGUUGGAUCAAUUGCACCGUGCACUGAGGCGCAAGCAGGACCUACUCCAAAGACUUAGGGAGCAGCACAUGUUAGAGGAUCUCCACAGACCUCACACCUGGGGAGGGUCACAAAAACAGUACAAGUCGCAUUUCAUCACUGCCCCUCAGCCGCCUCCACCCCUCCCACUUCAGCAGCCGGCCCCUGUUCUGCCCUUCCUACCCCCUCCACCGCCUGCCCUGCCUCAGCCUCAGCCUCCACGCAUCAUCCAACAGACUCUACCCCAGCAGCCUGCUACCAUCAUACAACAGCUGCCACAACAGCAGCCUCUGAUUACUCAGAUCCCCCCACCUCAGCCCUACCCUCCACCACGCUCAGGCAGCAUCAAAGAGGACAUGGUGGAAUUGAUGCUGAUGCAAAAUGCCCAGAUGCACCAGAUCAUAAUGCACAAUAUGAUGCUGAAAGCUAUGCCUCCUAUGGCUCUGUCGCCACCUGGAGGGCCCAGUCAAUGCACCCCUCAUACUACAUAUCUUGAGCAGGACAGUUACCAGGGAAAUCCUAUUUUUGUAAGGUCAGAUGUCAAACCAAGAGGAAGUGCUAUCCAUCAUCAUCAUCACUAUGGUCCUAGCCUUGCAGCACCACAGCUGCCUCCCAUCAGCCACCCUACAUGGCUACCAGGGGUGUCAUCUGUCCCAGCAGAACAAGCAGCGGGACAUCUACCCGCCAUACACCAUGUAACAGCCCCUUUCACACUCCCACCACUUAAUGGGACUCAGAUUUCACUCUGAGAGUCCCUUGUUGUUCCUGAAUUGAAACUGCAUGGUACACAGAAAACUUGUUGGAAGCAUAGACUGUAUGGUUGGAAGUGAAGCCCUGACUGCAUGAAACCUAAAAGCAACCAAACACUUCAGAGGAGGAGGAGGAGGGGCUUACAUCGCACAUGCACUAAUGGAAUAGCAUCUAAUGGAGAAGUUGCUUAUUCUUGAAAGUUUCCAAAAUUUUAAAUAAUAAAUUCCGUUGGAAACAUCCGAAUAACAUAAACAUUUACGUGUACUCGCUAUUUAAGUUGUAGCAUAUUAACCUGACCAAAAACAUUUACCCCUAAGCUAACGUUAGUUAACUAAGUUAGACUAGUGUUAAAGUUAACCUAACUAAAUAAACCAUUGGUAAUAUCAAUCAACGUUAGGUCAAAGUUAGCACAUGUAUAUAUAACGUGUAAGGUGAAAGUUCCUUCAUAACAGCAGCUGGAAAUGGGACAAAAUUUAAAAAAAGAAAAAGAUCGACGCCCGAACAGGGACUUGAACCCUGGACCCUCAGAUUAAAAGUCUGAUGCUCUACCGACUGAGCUAUCCGGGCCCUUGUUGAGGUUGUGUUUCGGGUUGUUAUAGAAUAUAUUAUAGAAUAUUUAUAUCUAUUAUGUAUAUUCUUUCCGUCUCCAUAACAUUAGAGCGUUCUGUAUGCAACUAACGCGAGCUAGCUACCAAAAGUAGUAAGAUAGUCGUAUGCUAACUUAGGCUAACUAUACACACGUGACUGGUAACGUAACCGCUAUGUUUGAACGCACAUGUAAAAUAUAGCAGGUAAAGCGACUUUGCAAUGCAGUAGGAAUAUUCAGUCAGUCACUGUCCAUGUCAUUUUGUCGUGUUAGUUGUUUUUUUUUACGCUACACACAAAAUCAUUGCCUUGUCUUUAUUUGAUGAAUUUACAGCUGUACAAAAUGGUAUUUUACAAGAUCUAUAAAACACACAACACAGAACCUCCCAACACAGUCGCGUUUAACGUAACUUAAUGUUUAACGUAACGCACUGAAUCACUAUAUCCUUGACCAUAUUAUCAGUCUCGGGUAGAAGUGACAGUGCCUCUUUAUCACGAUUCAAAUGCAUUACAUAAAAUACAACCUUGAUUUACUACUGUCAUCAUGGCACGUCCCUUUGAUAAAUAAAAUAAAAAUAUAUACGAAAACAUAUACAUACAAAAAAGUGACACCCUCUGCAUUAACAAAUUAUUAAAGUGCAUACUUCUUUUUUUAAAGAAAUGCGGCUUAAUGACGGGGGUACAGGGGCAAGUCAUGCUGUGAUUAAGCUAAUGUGGAGGAUGUUCAUGGAACAAUAUUCUUACUGUGAGGAUGACAUACAACUCUUUAGAAGAAUGUGUGGAUGAUGGUCAUGCACUUGUGCUUGAGGGAUUUUUGUAUGGCACAGAAUUCAAUAUUACAUGCUUAAAACAGCCUUGUUUGUUUUCUGCGCCUGCGCUCUUUUGCAAGUCUGUUGAAAAAUAUUGAAUGGUUAACAAUAAAAAGCUGGGUUAAAUCAGAUGCUUGCAUACAGCAUCUCUGGUCACACAUUGCAAAAUGUUGGCCAUAUAAUUAUGUAAAUUUGAUUAAUUCAAUAUUCUGAAUGAUUGACAUAUGACAUAACCUGAUAACAUUUAUUUACACAGUGCAUGUGUGCGUGCAGAAUACCGGGCUAUGCUAUACAAUUCACUUUUAAACAAGCAUCUAUCUGUGCAAACAGAGCCAGACUCUGCGAAAAGCUUCAGAACAUUUUAGAAAUUUCACAUGAUCUUUGUAAUGCAAUAAGAAAAAAUCCCUAAGGAGUGAAAUAUGUUAUUAAAAAAUGUAAGGUGAAUUUGA
Messenger RNA from Siniperca chuatsi (mandarin fish), 2947 nucleotides. RefSeq lists its product as uncharacterized. The transcript has 9 exons. The record is from RefSeq and is a predicted model, not a curated record. The coding region runs from base 288 to 1103 and encodes 271 amino acids. NCBI's taxonomy places the organism in Eukaryota, Metazoa, Chordata, Actinopteri, Centrarchiformes, Sinipercidae.